CACAUUAGUAACAUUAGUAAUCAGUAACAUUAAUCAGGAGGACAGUGAUAUCAGUCGGAGAACUAUAUGAUAUUUGGUCUGUAGGAAGGAACUGCAGAUGCUGGUUUACACCGAAGACAGACAGGCAGCAUCUCUGGAGAGAAGGAAUGGGUGACGUUUCGGAUCGAGACCUUUCUUCAGACUAGAGAGGACUAGGGUGGGUGUUGGUUUAAUUUGCAAUCCUUGCGACUGCUUAUCCAGCUUGCUUACACAGUGCUGAAGAGUGAAACACGAGUCGAGAUCUUCAGUUGUCAAUAACGGACUGCAGGCACUACGUAAUCCACUAAAUCUUUGUGGACAGCUUUCUUUUAGGUUACAUCCUUCAGCGUAGUAUUUUAUCACAGAUUGAUCAUGUCUGCAGCAUCUGUGUCAAAUAAUUCGCUCGUCAAGACUGUGGCCUCUGAAGUUCCCUUCUGUGAUUUCUGUUUAACUUUGGAGAAAAUACAGAAAAGCAAAUCCAGGCCUGAGAAAAGCAAGUAUUUCAAAGACUUCCUGGAUUCAUGGAGAUAUUUUCAUAAUGCUCUUCAUAAAAACGAGGUGAACACCACUGAUUCUUUUUACCCAGCAAUGCGUCUGGUAUUGCCUCAGCUGGAGAGGGAGAGAAUGUCGUAUGGAAUCAAAGAAACUAUGCUUGCAAAACUUUACAUUGAAGUUCUCGGUUUGUCAAAAGAGGGAAAAGAUGCACUUAAACUCUUAAAUUAUAGAACUCCAACGGCCUCGUAUGGAGAUGCAGGUGAUUUUGCUGUGAUUGCCUAUUUUGUUCUGAAACAGAGGUGCCCAAACAAAGGCACUCUGACUAUUCAGGAGGUAAAUGACCAUUUGGAUUCUAUUGCACUUAACAAUGCUGUUAAGAAAAAAGACUUGGUCAAAAAGAGUCUGCUGCAGUUAAUAUGCCAGAGUUCUGCUCUGGAGCAAAAGUGGCUUAUUCGAAUGAUCUUGAAGGACAUGAAAUUAGGUAUCAGUCAGCAAACUAUAUUUCAGUUAUUCCAUGCAGAUGCAACAGAGCUUCACAACGUGACCACGGAUUUAGAAAAAAUAUGUAGACAACUUCACGAUCCCUCAGUAUCCCUUAGCGAUGUUUCCAUCACGCUGUUUUCUGGUUUUAAGCCAAUGCUCGCCGCUGUUGCUAACAUGAAAAACAUUGAAAAGUUGAUGCACAAUCAAGGUUUUUACUUGGAAACUAAACUGGAUGGGGAGCGUAUGCAACUUCACAAAGAUGGAGAUGUUUAUAAAUAUUUUUCGCGCAACAGCUAUGAUUACAGCCAACAGUUUGGUGCCUCCUCAUUGCAAGGGUCUCUCACGCCAUUUAUCCACAAGGCGUUCAGCAGCACGGUGCAAAAUUGUAUUCUUGAUGGAGAAAUGAUGGCUUACAACCCCAAUACCAAAAUCUUCAUGCAAAAAGGAAACCAGUUUGACAUCAAACGGAUGGUGGAGGAUUCGGAAUUACAAACCUGUUUCUGUGUUUUCGAUGUGCUCAUGGUAAAUGAUCAGAAGCUGGCAAAUGAAACUCUGAGAAAAAGACACGAAGUCCUUCUCACUGUAUUCACAACAGCGCCAGGUCGCUUACAGAUUGUGGAAAAAAUGGAAAUAAACACAAAAAAAGACGUUGCGGAUGCCUUGAAUGAUGCUAUAGAUAAACGGGAGGAAGGAAUUAUGGUAAAGGAUCCUUUAUCUGUUUAUAAGCCAGACAAACGUGGUGAAGGUUGGUUAAAGAUUAAACCAGAAUAUGUUGAUGGUUUGAUGGAUGAGCUUGACAUCUUAAUCGUUGGUGGCUACUUUGGAAAAGGCCAGCGUGGUGGAAUGGUGUCUCAUUUUCUGUGUGCCGUUGCAGAGGUUCCUGCUCCUGGUGAGAAACCAUCCGUCUUCCACACCAUUUGCCGUGUAGGUUGUGGAUACACGAUGAAGGAGCUUUACGAUCUUGGUCUGAAACUAGAUAAGCACUGGAAACCUUACCGUAAAAGCAAUUCCCCACCAAAUAUUCUGUGUGCUACUGAAAAACCAGAAGUGUACAUUGAGCCCUACAAUUCGGUUGUCCUUCAAGUUAAGGCAGCUGAAAUUGUAAGGAGUGAUGGGUAUAAAACAGGUUGCACCUUGCGUUUUCCACGAAUUGAGAAGAUCAGAGAUGAUAAGCAGUGGUAUGACUGUAUGACCUUGCAUGAUUUGGAUGAACUGCACAAUAAAGCAUCUGGGAAACUUGCGUCCAAGCACGUUGACCUCAAUGACGAUGAGCCAGAUAAGAAGAAGCGUAAAGCUCUGGCAAAAUCCAAAAAGUUGAUUGGUAUUGCAGAACAGUUUAAGGCUCAAGAUCUAUCGAAUGUCAGCAAAGUAUCUAAUAUUUUUGAGGAUGUUGAAUUUUGUGUCUUAAAUGGCCUUGACCACUAUGCCAAAGCUGAGCUGGAAAAGGGGAUUGCUGAGUGUGGAGGACUGGUUGUUCAGAAUCCUGGACCAGACACUUACUGUGUUGUUGUUGGCACUGCCAAUAUCCGCGUCAGAAACCUUGUCACUUCUAAUGAGCAUGAUAUUGUGAAAGCUGACUGGUUGAUCGAUUGUUUGCAAAAGAGACAUUUUAUACCUUGGCAACCCCAGUACAUGAUUCACAUGUCGCCUUCAACAAAAGAAUACUUUGCUCAGGAGUAUGAUUGCUAUGGAGACAGCUAUUUUGCUGAUCUUGAUAAAAUUCAGUUGCAAGAAAUUUUCCAAAGAAUGGUGAAACCAGAGCAGAAAUUAACAUUGAAAACUAUUGCUGACUUGGAGCAGCGAUACGGAUGGGACCAAUCGCCUGUAAAUAUGUUCAGAAACUGUGUUAUAUAUGUAGACCUAUACAGAACAGUUGGCGACUGCAGUACAAAGACCCACAACACAAGCUUAGAUUUGAGGGUUUUGGAGCUGCGAUUUCGUGGAGCAAAAUGCGUCACAUGUCUGCAGGAAGGUGUCUCGCAUGUAAUCGUUGGUAACGAUACACAACGUCUCCGGGAACUGAAAUUGUGUAGGAGAGAAUUUAAAAAGAAAUUCAAAAUUGUUGUGGAAUCGUGGGUGUCUGAUUCAGUGAAAGCAGGAUAUAUGCAAGACGAGAAAGUUUACUUACUUUAGAAGAUCGUUAAAAGUCAUGGAACAAUGAGUAAGAGUGGGACUAUUCUUAAGAUAGACACAAACAGCUGGAAUAACUCCGUGGGACAGGCCCCAGCUCUAGAGAGAAGGAAUGGACGAUGUUUCGGGUCGAGAACCGUCUUCUCGACCCGAAACGUCACCCAUUCCUUCUCUCCAGAGAUGUUGCCUGUCCUACUGAGUUACUCUAGUGUUAUGUAUCUACCUUUAGUUUAAACCAGCAUCUGCAGUUCCUUCCUACACAUUGGGAUUAUUCUUAACCUGAGCAAUGUAGGGCUCUGAGGUAAAGUCAUCCAAUUUCACCACCUGCAAAGAACUUAACUGAAGAUCAGAUUGUGUCUGAACCGCUGUUUUAUAAAUGCUUUUCUUUUUUGUCAAUACAUAAUUUUUCCAGGCAGAGAUUGCUACGUGGCUCCUACUCAUUCAAAAAGUUGAGCCUCUUCAUACACUUCAUAAACUACAAUGCCCAUCAUUACAUGCAUUGGAUGAUAUCGGACAGUUAAUCAGUCAACAUGCCGAUUACCCCAACAUAAUGUGUUUGAUUAAAUCCAACUCUUUAAUUUUUGCGCGUUUAAACUCAACCGAUAGGCAUCUUAACAGCAGGAAGGAUCAACAUGAAAGCACAAUAUCAAGUUAUCUGUCAGCCGCAUUUAGUUAACAGGUCAUCAGUUUUGCCAGAUGUGCCAAGGGCACUUGUGUAUGUGCAAAGAUGAUCACACCCAAAUUUAUGGAGAUGCAUUUUGCACGCACAGCAAUAAACUAAAAUGAUCGCGUAUAAUAAAAUAUUAAUGGAACUUGAUUUCCGAGUUGUGCUGCCUUACUGCGGUUCUUAGCCAUGAGGCUAAGUAUCAUCAGAAUAUUUGAUUUUCUUCAAUGCCACAAGGACAUAAAGCAGCACUUCUUCAAUUUUGCCUUCAAACUAAAUCACGUUUAUUCUAACAUGAGCAUGGCAGGCCACAAACUCUUCACAGCAAAUAUCUAAUGACAAUUCUCACACCAAUUAAUUUCUGAAAUAAAUGUCAUGAUUUGAGAAUGUAUCCAAUACAUAUAUAAAUAGUGUAUUUUCAAAACUCGGGUCAUUCAUAAAAUGUUAUCCCUGUCCUUUUUUACUUGGAAAUCUAAUUUCUAAAGAGGAGUGAACAGAAUCGUGGUUGUGCAUCACCAAAAAUAUUGAAAAUAUAUAUUUUUAAGUAUAAUGGAUUGCCUCUCUUUCCAAAGGGAGAAAAUUAAUAUUAAGAUGAAUAUAUUGAGUAUGUGAUUAAAUUAUAGUGAGUGAAUUUCAAACUUGUAUGCAUGCUAGUCUAUAUAUAUUUGUGCUGAUUUUAUCUAAGUUUAAAGAACUUGUAUUUUGAAAUAAUUCAAUAAAGAACUUGUUUAAAA
This is a messenger RNA of Leucoraja erinaceus (little skate), 4524 nucleotides long. RefSeq names its product ligase IV, DNA, ATP-dependent (gene lig4). Gene Ontology annotation, molecular function: ATP binding; DNA binding; DNA ligase (ATP) activity. Gene Ontology annotation, biological process: double-strand break repair via nonhomologous end joining; immunoglobulin V(D)J recombination; nucleotide-excision repair, DNA gap filling. NCBI's taxonomy places the organism in Eukaryota, Metazoa, Chordata, Chondrichthyes, Rajiformes, Rajidae. Gene Ontology annotation, cellular component: DNA-dependent protein kinase-DNA ligase 4 complex; DNA ligase IV complex. The record is from RefSeq and is a predicted model, not a curated record.